CUUCCUUUGUUGUUUGUCACAUUCUCUGAUUCACAAAAUAUCGCAUUUUUUUUUAAAUUUUAGCCAAAAGUCUUGGUAGAUGUUCUUAGCACAUAGUAUCAGUUGAUCAGUUGUAUGAUCUUGUUAUUCCAAUGUGACAAGGAUCUCCUACAGAAAACUCAGAUUCUGCAACUAGUGCAACCACACUUCUCAGAACAAAAAUGCCUAGCAAUAAGCAAGAUGGAAGUAAAAUGAACAAGCAAACAGUAACAUACAGUAGUUUAAAAUUUCCUAAAUCUCAACGGACGCAGAGAAUAUCCAGCAACACAGAUGCUGUCAUGUCAAGCAUGGAGCAGGUCCAUUAUGCCGACCUGAAAGUUCACAAAACAUCCAAUCUCCAGGAAAUAAAAUGCCUUACAAGGGGUAAUAAAAGAGAGCCCCAGUCUGCAGCAUGGCCUGUGAUAACCGGUGUCCUGGGCAUCUUAUGCAUGACCUUGCUUGCAACACUGGGUGUUUUGCUUGCAAACUUUUUUCCGAGCAAAGAAGAGCAAAGCAGAGAAAUCGCACUUACUCCUAUCCCAUCUUAUAAAAAUGAUGCCUUCUCCUGUGAUCUGUCUUCAAACAACUGGAUUGGGUUCAGAAAUAGUUACUAUCAUUUUUCUCAGAAAUAUAAAACCUGGCCAGAAAGCCAUGCUGCCUGUGUAGAACUGAAUGCCCAUCUUCUGAUGCUAGACAGCGAAGAAGAGAAGGAAAUAUUAUCACUGCUUCGAAUGAAUGGAUGGAUAGAUCUGAAAUGGGAUGAAACCAGUGGGUGCUGGUUCCAGAAAGAUGGCACGCAAGUCAACGAAAGCGGACUAGUACCUCUGGAAAAGGACGACUAUUGUGGAUAUACGGAAGGAAAACUCAUUUACAGUGAUAACUGCUCAUCCAGAAAAAGCUAUGUAUGUGAGUGUAACAUACUCAUCUAGUAGCCUCUAUUGGAUCAAAUAUAUUAAGGAAAACAAUAAUAUAGAUAGUCACCCACUGACUUUUAUCUAAACAGUGUAAAUGGAAAGAGAGUG
This is a messenger RNA of Ochotona curzoniae (black-lipped pika), 1040 nucleotides long. Its product is annotated as killer cell lectin-like receptor subfamily I member 1. The coding region runs from base 201 to 947 and encodes 248 amino acids. The transcript is spliced from 7 exons. The record is from RefSeq and is a predicted model, not a curated record. Gene Ontology annotation, biological process: positive regulation of natural killer cell mediated cytotoxicity; stimulatory C-type lectin receptor signaling pathway. NCBI's taxonomy places the organism in Eukaryota, Metazoa, Chordata, Mammalia, Lagomorpha, Ochotonidae.